Messenger RNA from Aspergillus alliaceus, 261 nucleotides. RefSeq lists its product as uncharacterized. The transcript has a single exon. The coding region runs from base 35 to 256 and encodes 73 amino acids. NCBI's taxonomy places the organism in Eukaryota, Fungi, Ascomycota, Eurotiomycetes, Eurotiales, Aspergillaceae. The record is from RefSeq and is a predicted model, not a curated record.
CUUGUGCUUGCUUUUGCUGCGUUGUACUACACCUAUGACCAGUCGCUAUAUGCAACAUUAUUUCGGGACCAAUAUCUCUAUAGACAUGAUACGACCGUGGAUUACGCGGUCCCAACAUCGCUUAUUGUUCCUUGCUUCAAAGGCUCGCGUGGCAAUCUGGCCGUUCGACAUAAUACUGAUAGCGCCGAUUGCCUCCAUGAAGCCAAACGGGAAUCUACCCCGUGAACGACCCGAAAUGAUCAUAUGUCCCUCUUGAUGGAA